CCCAUAGUUCCAACAGGCUCCUGCUUCUUGCCGCAGUCAGUUCACCACAAACCUCAUCAACAGACACCAUGGUCCACUGGUCAGCUGAAGAGAAGGCCGCCAUCAAUGCCGUGUGGAGCAAGCUUGAUGCUGCCCAUGAUGGCGGGGAUGCCCUCAGCAGGCUGCUGAUUGUUUACCCCUGGACUCAGAGGUAUUUCAGCAGCUUUGGAAACCUUUCAAACGCUGCUGCCAUUAUUGGAAAUGCCAAGGUUCAGGCUCACGGCAAGAAGGUCCUGGGCGCUAUUGGCCAAGCUACCCAGCAUCUGGAUGAUGUGAAAGGCUUCCUGGCCAAGCUCAGCAAGUCUCACGCCGAGGAACUCCAUGUGGACCCUGAGAACUUCAAGCGCUUUGGAGAGGUUCUCGUGGUCGUUGUUGCCUUAAAGCUGGGAGCUGCUUUCUCCCCUGAUGCCCAGGCGGCUUGGGAGAAGUUUACUGCUGUUCUGGUGGCUGCACUGAGCCACGGCUAUUUCUAAACCUGUAAUACACGUUACCUGUUCUGGCAGCUGUAAACAUCACAGUAUGGGCACCAAAGACCAUCUGUAACUGCUUCACUGAGUCUGAUUGUCAAUAAAAACCAUUUUAUAUAAAUAUAAA
Messenger RNA from Bombina bombina (fire-bellied toad), 633 nucleotides. Its product is annotated as hemoglobin larval subunit beta-1-like. The transcript is spliced from 3 exons. Gene Ontology annotation, cellular component: hemoglobin complex; haptoglobin-hemoglobin complex; blood microparticle. Gene Ontology annotation, biological process: hydrogen peroxide catabolic process; oxygen transport. Bases 69 to 512 code for a protein of 147 amino acids. Gene Ontology annotation, molecular function: heme binding; haptoglobin binding; peroxidase activity. The record is from RefSeq and is a predicted model, not a curated record. Lineage: Eukaryota; Metazoa; Chordata; Amphibia; Anura; Bombinatoridae.